This is a messenger RNA of Lates calcarifer (barramundi perch), 10937 nucleotides long. RefSeq names its product zinc fingers and homeoboxes protein 2. The record is from RefSeq and is a predicted model, not a curated record. The transcript is spliced from 5 exons. Gene Ontology annotation, cellular component: nucleus. Gene Ontology annotation, biological process: regulation of transcription by RNA polymerase II. Lineage: Eukaryota; Metazoa; Chordata; Actinopteri; Centropomidae. The coding region runs from base 920 to 4114 and encodes 1064 amino acids. Gene Ontology annotation, molecular function: DNA-binding transcription factor activity, RNA polymerase II-specific; DNA binding.
AAACAGCAGACCGGUGCAGAUCAGGGCUGCAGCAGGGAGACAGGGGUGCAUGGCUGCAACAUGCCUGCGCCUCUCCACCGCAACCCGACCAGCCGUGCCAGCGUCCGGCAGCGCCAUAAUCAAACUUUUCUGUACAUUUUCACGUCACCUGGACGCGAAACAUAAAUUUGGCAUCCUAUGCAAAUAUAUGCUGACGUAAAAGAUCAUGUGGUUUUUGUCGUCGAUCCCCCCUAUGAGCAACGAGGAGGCUUUUUUUUCUCCUCUCUACUGUUGUCUUUAGGUUAGCUAUGCUACAAUCUUUACUGUACCCAGCGCUAGCUAUAUGCGCCCCGCACCGCACCACUCUGGAUAUCUGGGAAUAAUCAACUUCCAGCUUGUCGCACCCUGCAACCAGAGACUACACACAGAGCCCACGGGAGAUUACCCAGAGUGCCGCUGUGGCCUGAGGAUCGUCCAGAGAGGAGAGAGGGAGAGAUAAGGCGAGAGAGGACGAGCCAACAGUGAUUGGAGGAGGAGGAGGAGGAGGAGCCUAACGAAGAGCCCCUCCCCUUCCAGUGAAGCCCCUCCCCUUUGAGGAAGUGCACUUGAGCGCCACUGCUGUCUGUGAUGCCCUCCCAUGACGCCCAGGUCAGUAGCUGACACUGCCAGUGAGCGGGAGACGCCACUGCACAAGCGGUCCUGGGCCGGUGCCAUCAGCCGGUUCUUGCCCUCCCUCUCUCACGCUGGAGACUCCACCUCCACCCGCCUACCAGUAUCCACAACCAUCAGCUCCGAUCCACCCCAGUAAGACCCCCUCAAAAACCGACACGCUGACGUCCUUGGCAAGCACCAGCAGCAGCAGCAGCCAAAAACAACAGUAUCUUCAACGCAAUCAGCAACACCAGCACCACCAUUACCACCACCACCAGCAGCAUCCGUCAUGUCCAGCCGUAGGAAGUCCUCCACCCCCUGCAUGGUCCGGGUCAUCAGUGACCUGCCUGAAGAGCAAGAUGACCCGGAGGAGGUGAUGGACAUGGAAAUAUUGGCGGACAACAAUGUGACAGAAAAAGAACAGUCGGAAUCAAAUGAAUCUGCAGAAAAGAGUCAAGACAUCCAGCAGGGGAAACCAGAGAAUCCAGACCAGCAGACAUUUCCAAAACCGGUGGAAAACCAGAAUCCUGAGCCAUUAGAACAAGAGAAGCAGUCGGGUAAAGAAGACCAACCCCCAGUCAUUGAAGACGUAGAAGCCAGAGAAGAGAAGGACAGGGGAGGGGCUGAAUCUGACCCGGCAUCCCAGAAAAAGCAGCCCAGAGGUUACGAGUGCAAAUACUGCCCGUUUUCAACGCAGAAUCUGAAUGACUUCAAAGAGCAUGUGGACUCGAGCCACCCUAACGUCAUUCUCAAUCCGUUGUACCUCUGUGCUGUCUGCAACUUCAACACCAAGAAGUUUGACUCGCUCACAGAGCACAACGAGAGCCAGCACCCGGGCGAGACAAACUUCAAGUUCAAGAGGAUAAAAAUGAACAAUCAGACUAUCUUAGAGCAGACAAUCGAAGGCAAAGACAAUUCAGUUGAAUGUGAAGUGACAAAUGAACAGGGUGAGAGCAGCAGCAGUUCUGUGUUUCCACCUUGUAUAUCUACCACGGUGAAAACCCCAGACAACAUCCAGUCGCUCUAUCAAGGGAGCGAACUGAAGAGCCAGCUGGAUGGCCUGAUCCAGAAGGAUCAAAUCACAGCAGUAAACAUCAACGGAACAGUCAUCAUCCCCGAACCCACCAUCCUUCAAGGGCUCUCCCAUGUCACCCCAAUGCUCCAGCGCCCGCCCAACUUUAACUCUGUACCAAAAAUAGCUGUUCCCUUGAACACCACCAAAUAUAACCCAUCUUUAGAUGACAACCUGACAUUGAUCACCUCCUUUAACAAGUUUCCUUACCCAACACAUGCCGAGCUGUCGUGGCUUACGGCUGCCUCCAAACACCCGGAGGAACAGAUCAAAGUCUGGUUCACCACCCAGCGGCUAAAGCAAGGCAUCACCUGGUCCCCAGAGGAGGUGGAGGAAGCCAGAAAGAAGAUGUUCAAUGGCUCCAUCCCUCCUGCCCAUCACACCUUCACCAUCCUGCCUACAAGCCCCAUCUCUCAGCCAUCUGCCAAAGCCUCUCAGCAGCCCAUUGUCCACACCACAGUCGAGCAUCCAGGUCAUGUCCGAACAACCACGUCCAAUGGGUUAAGUGCAGUCACCACCACAAACUCUCCUGCUGGAAUUGCCAUUGGCUCUGGCCAUAGCAUAAAACGACCCCUGCCGGCACAUCUGACGACAGUGUUCGGCCCAGAGUCCAAGCGACCCGUCAUGGCAGUUGCCCCCCAUUCUGGCGACCCAAAAGACAAGGGCCUCAUGGCUCCUCCUCCACCCCCUCCGCCCCAGAAAGACCGCCUCCCAAUGGCUCCACCUCCUGUUCCAAUGGAGAUGAAGAGACCUGUAGCAGUUCCUCUGGUCACCACAGAGAUGAAGAGGCCAUCCGCUGCUGUGCCUUUAAUGCCACCACCUUCAUCAUCGUCAUCACCAUCUUUGUCGUCCAAAGGGAAGAUUCUCUCGACGUUAGGAACCCCCAAAACAAAGCCGGUGGUGUCGCUGCCCUCCAUAGUCUUUCCAGAGUCCUUAACAAGGCCAAUGAUAGCUCCCCCACCUAUCUGUGCCCCUCCGUUUAAAAACUCAUUUCUUGUUCCUCGUUCUUUGCCGUCCUCUUCCAAAGAAAAGCACCCCAAUACCCAUCCUUUGCCAGCUGCGGAUUUUAAGCUGCCAAACUCCCCUCCACUCAUUACCCCACAGAUAAGGAGGCCAACCAUUAUUCAGUCCAUUCGUGCUCCGGCAAAAGCACCACCCCAGAUUCCAGGGUUCCCCAUGGAUGGCAAGAAACUAAACGAGCAGCAAGGAGUGGAGCUAAAAGCCAGCUACCCAAGAGAAGACAAGGUACUCACUCCUCUGGCAGAGGCCAAUGGGACUUCUCGCACGGACAGCAAAUGGCCCCGCAAUCAGACCUCCUCUGCUCACAACAACAACGGGGUUAUACAUUUAGAUGGUGGUGAGCUGCCAGCAGCACCGAAACAAGAUUUUCAUCAAAAGUCCUCAGUGCUGACACAGUUCCCAUUGCUGGAGAGGAUGAAAGGAAAGACGGCAGAACAGCUAAAGAUCUUAGAGGAGAACUUCUUGAGGAACAGUUUCCCCACACACAGCGACGUGGACAAUCUGUCAGCCAGCACCCGCCUGUCUCACCAGGAAAUCGACAGCUGGUUUGUGGAGCGCCGCGCACUACGCGACAACCUGGAACAAGCGCUUCUCAACUCUAUGGGCACUAAGAGGACUGGCGUGGGUGGCAUCGCCGCCAUCACUGACAAACGACUACAUCAGCAGCAACAGCAACACCAAACUCUACAGCUGAAUGGGAUUCACAAACCAAGCACCGGCGUGGGCCAUCUUAAAAGCCCUCCUCCACCUACACACACCCUGCCCAUCAUUGCCCCUGGCACCAUUGCACCCUCCAUCCCCAACCCGAAUUCCUGCUCAGUGCCUCCAGACAGCCGAUCCCUGGCGCUCCUCAAGGACGAUUUUGCUCAAACACGGUGGCCUUCCCCUGAGGAGUUUAGCCAGCUGGAGGGUCGGACAGGACUGGCUCGAGCCGACCUCGCCCGCUGGUUCAACGACAGCCGGCUGCAGAGCGGCAGCAUGGAGCUGACAGAACUUUUUCACAACAAUGGAGUAAAUGGAGGACAGGGGCUGCCCGUGUGUUCCCCCGAAAACACUCCCUCCAGCAUAAUCCAGCGUUGUCAGGAAGGAGCUGUAACAAACAACAACAGCAGUAAGGUGCUGGAGGUUGAGUUGGGCUGGCUGAUGGAGCAGCGUGCAAACAGCCUCAGCAGUCAACAGCACGAUGAGCUCCAUGACCGGUUCGCUGGCAGACUGAGGCAGCAGAACGUGGCGGAGCUGAAGAACGGGGGACAGAACGGGGGAGUCAUGGGAGGAGCCCGGGAGGUGUUCGGGAGCUGGCUGGAGGACGGACGCUCGAGGAGAGGACGGGAGCUGCUCCUGGACAGAGAGAGGAAGAUGGCGGAGGACACGUCUGGGAGGCUGACUGGAUAAACGGUGCGAAUAGGAUUUGCCGCCAUUGCCGCCGCUGCUGCUGGAAACAUACAGAAGGAAAGAAAACGAAGAAUGGAGCAACAAAAGAAGAGUUUUUUUAAUUAUCAGAUAUUGUAUUUUUUUCCUUCCUUUUUUUUAUUUUUUACUGAUUUUUAUCUUUUGAUUGUCGCACUGCAGAUCACGCACAACAUCCUCCUCAUGUCAUGUCGGAGGUAAUCUCAUCAGUGUUCUCAACCUGGAGUAACCCCUCCACAGAUGUGACGUUCACAACAAAAAAGAUGAGUUUAAAUAAGACGGGGGGCUCUGGGGUGGCAGGUUUUUAUUUUGGCGAGCCGCAAAACACGCUCCCCAGGUUUGAAAUCUGAAGAGCGCAAGGAGAAAUUCAGGGUCACGGUCUGUGAAGAUAAUUGAAAUUUGCCCACUCUCACAUUGAAUCUCAAAUUGCUGUUUUCUUUUCAUUUUUCACAGUGAUGUGAGUUUUACAAUGGUAUUACAAUACAAUACAGGAGCAAAUCUUCACCCUGAAUAAGAUGCAGCUUAUAGGUGGAGGAGAGGAUUUCUAAAAUGCUGUAAACAAGUGAUCAAAUGUAUGACAGGGUUCUGGACAUGCUGAGGCUUCCUUUUAAGGUGGAAUUUGACUUUUUUCAGCAGGACAUGGUUCUUAAAAAUCCUCCAAAAAUUCCUUUAAAAGAGGUGGAUUGGUUUGUGGCACUGGUCCCUGUAAUCCCCAAACAUCCCGCAGUCAAAGUCCAAACAGUUUUAUUAGAGGAGAUUUUGUGUGUAUCACAGACACACAACAAUCAAACAAAAGUAAGAAAACACUUCCCCUUUAACAUCAGCCUUCGCUCAAGUUUAUGAUAAAAGAUGCUGGUUCCUGAACAUUUCCUCAGUGUCCCACUUUCGUAUUACACAGCAGUACGCAGUGUACUGAUGUUGACUGUGCACACAAGGAGCUUAAAAAGGUACAACACUAAUAGAGCGUUGCACUCUUUUAACACUGUCAAACUCACUUUAAUUUGGUGCAUGUGUCUUCCUCAAAACCUGGUGCCUACAUUACCCACAAUGCAACUCAACUCAGCGCCAAAUCACGUUGGUGACAGUGGAGUGGAAAAACUUCCCUUUAAGAGGCAGAAACCUCGAGCAGAACUAGACUCAGGGUGGAUUCAGAUUCCAUGUAGACAUGUAAGUAAUAUGACCAAUCAGACUACCAAUAGCACUGAUACAUUUUAAAUGUAAGAACAGCCAUCGAGCAGGAUUGUGGGAGCAGCAGGAGGCAUGACAUUACAAAUACCUGCACUGCACAUGACAGGAGAAGACGAUGGCUGAAUUGUGUCUUUAAGAUGAUUUACUGUCUCUCUUAAAACUCUGAACCAUCCCUUUACUUACAGGUGCUUCAUUAAUGAUCAGACCUAAACUCUCCCUUCAAGAGGAUGUUUGAUUAGUGUGCUCACGUCCCUUUAACAGGGAGUUAUAAACAGUAAUUUAAAACCCCCUGAAAAUCGUGUUUUUGCUGACCUCUAGUGGUGUAACUUCUCACCUUGCUGCAGUGACACACAGGUGUACUCCAGGACGCUGUGAUGUCACUACUGGGUGUGGUUACAGGUGCAAUAGCACGAUGCUGGCAGUUCUCUGAAGUGACACAGACUUGAAACUUUCAACCAGAGGAGGCAGCAAAUACAGGUUUUCAGCCUGGUGUUGAGUUACACUUUGUUUAGUAAAGUUGAAGAAGAAGAUGAUUUUCUGAUAUGCUACACCUUCCCUUUAAGAGGAGGAUUGAUUAGUAUCUCAGUAUCAAUUUGUGAAUUUAAAAAAACCUGGGUCGAAAGGUUGAUGUAUCGAUGAAGAUAAAUUUGCCAAAGUGAAAUGAAAACAGACUUUGUGAGUAAAUGCCGAAUUACAUGGAUCAUGUGACUUAAACAUCCAGUGUCAGAUUUAACGGCAUCGACUGGUGAAUUAGUGCCAAUUUCUUCAAAAUCCAAUUAAAAUUUUGCGCUGAAUUUGGACUGAAACAAAGGGUUUGAUUUGUGUAACUUCCCUUUAAGAGGAGGAUUUGUUAUUGAUAAAGGGGAAACUUAAACAUUCCCUUUAAGUGGGAGUUUGAUUAAUGAUUCAAAAGGUUCAUACCUUUCCGAACCUUCCCCUCAGAAGGAAGCCUGUUUUGGUUUAAUGAUCUGUGUUUCCUGUCAUUCUAAACUUCCCCUUUAAAAGGAAACUCGAUCCAUUAUCAGCACUUUACUGUUUCGGCCCUAAAACCCUGAAGUCACUGUGGAGGAAGCAGCGUCCAUCUCGUGGGAGGGGGAUUAGCGGGUCGUGAACUCGGACGGACAGAUUGGACGGACAUUUGUGGCUGAGGUGAUGUUGUGCAUGACCUGUGUUGCCGUGGAGAUGCGAGUAGGAGGGUGAACCGGAGCACUGAAUGUGUGCCUGCAGCAGCAGUCUGACUGUACACACCGACGGACUGACGGACCGAUGAACAGGGUGGAUUUAAAACAAACAAACAAACAAGAAAAAAAAAAACAAACACAAACGCCGAGUGCCAAAGCUGGGAUCUGCUGCAUUCUCACUACACUUUUGAAAAAAAAAAAAAAGGGUUCUUCUUCUUCUUGAUGUAAAUAGGAUAUAUAUGUUUGUUUGUUUGUUUGUUUGUUUUGUUUUUCCUGUAUUGCUACAGAUUUGUAAAAUUUUGCGGGAAAAAUUUUGUUACAUUUUGUAAAAUGGGAGCAACUUGUCCCCCCGAAACCCUCCUUGUUUUUUUUUUCUUCUCUCACUCGAUUUUUCUCGGCUCUUUUUUCCUUCUUCUUUUAUUUUUUUUAUGUUGAUGGACUUUUAAAAAAAACGGUGCCAGCAGUGGUAUGCGUGCAUGCAUGCAACGUUUUUUUUUCUUUUCUUUCUCCAUCUCUCUUUCUCUUUUUGUACUGAACCAGAGUGGAACCACUACAAAAAAACAAAACAAAACAAAACAAAAAAAAAAGACAGACCAGUUGGCAAUACUUCAGUCACUUCCUCUUCAUCUCACCGGCACUGGACUUCCGCCCGCCACUUCCCCGCUGAGAGGAGAGGAGAGGUGGGAGGAGGAGGAGGAGGAGGAGGAGUGAGGAAGAGGGGGGACUUCGCUUCACAUCAAAUCAGAUUUAAAAAACAAAACACAAAAAAAGCACCUUUGGACCUUUUUUCUUUUUUCUUUUUUUUACUGUGCUGAAGUGAAGUCAAGUGCUAUUAUUAUAUUAUUAUAUUAUUAUUAUUAUUAUUGUAGCCACUCUGUCUGGAACCCUUUUUUGAAGAAAAGCAAAGGAAAAAAAAACACAGAAAAAAAGAAACUUAAGCCAAUCUGCACUUCUUGUUCCGACGAACAUGCUUGUAUGACCAAGUGACUGUCGUGGAUCUUUGUUUUAAACCGAUAAGGAACAAACAAACAACAACAACAACAUGAAAAAAAUAACAACAAAAAAAAACGAGCAGUUGAAAAACUGUCAAAAUGGUGGCGAACGCAGAAGGAUUCAAUGGUAACGAUCUCACAACACACACUCUUGACAGUAAAAACCCACAAUCCAGAAUCAUGCUGCCUGAAUCAUACUUUAAUCUCUCUCUUUUUUCUCUCUGUUUCUCUUCCUCGCUCUAUCACUUUGUCCCUUCUCUUACUUUUCAUCCUUUCUUUGUCUCUGUCUCUCUCGUCUUUUUUUCCUUUCUUUUGUUUCCCUUCUCCUUUGAUUGUUUUUUUCUCUUUCUUUCACUCUCUCUCUCUCUUUGUCGUCCUGCACACCAUCAUACACACCUGUAAUAAACAAAAACAAACAAAAAAAGAUAAAUAGCCUUUUAUUCAAUACAUAACUACAUGUUGGCUUGGUAGGCUUAGUUGAAACUAGUUCCAUUCCGACAAAAAAGAAUAAUAGUAAAAACAAAAUAUGAGCUUCUUUAUGUAUUGGUUCUGCCGCUGUAGUGUCCUGGUCAGAUUUAAAGAUGAUAAGACUACAUAUAUCUGAAAUACUGUAUUUACAAAUGCAUACCAGGGCUGGCCUCAACAAACACACAACAACAACAGGGGGAGGGUUUUCAACUCCGUCCACUGGGCGACUGAUUGGUGGCAGUCUGAGGUUUUCACAGGAAGCCCCUGGCUGUCGGUAUGAGUCGAUUGAAAUGCUUGUUUUCUUCGCUUAAAGUCUUCAUAGUUUUUUAAUCUCGUAGCGUUCAUCGUCACUAAAAGCUUCUCCGUCGCGCUGCUGCACGCUCUUCUUCUGCAAAAACCCUAAAGAGAAAGCAGCGCCGUUCGGAGAGGCUCCUGGUGGACGCUCAGCCUUAGAAAGCUUCCAAGAGACUUAUUUUUGCAAGUGUAUAGUUUUAAUUGAAUAUUUUUCUGAUGAAUGAUUGAAUGUAUUUGCUUUUGGGGAGUUAAAGUAAAUGUUGUGGGUUUACUGUCUGAAUGUUUGAAGAGGAAAGAGUCGAGCACACUAGGGAAAGAGUCUCCUUAACGGCAAACAUCUGUCAGAGGUCUUGUUAUUAUUAUUAUUGUUAUAGUUAUUAUGACAUAAAUUUUGAACCAGCUGCUUGUGGCCACAGAACAAAAAGCUAUAUGUUUCCUCUUGUCUGGAAGGUACUGAUUUGGAAGAAAAUCUGUCUUAAAAAGUAGCUGAACAACAGGAGAGAAGAGGUUAGAUGUCUGUCAUCCAAAAACUGUGACACGUGACCAAACAAAAUGGCUGCUCUUUAACUGUCUUGAGCCCUUUACUUCAGAUUGUCUUUGUUUGUUAAAGGCUCGCUCACACCAGCAUUUAAAACUGCUAAAAUUCAAAGGAAAAAUAGUGAUUUCAAUUAAAUUGCCACGGAUUCACAUAAAUUUGCUCUGCUGGUUCUCAGACAGUUACGAUACAGAAGUUGAAACAUCGGAUUAAUUUCACUGCGCCACUUUCACAGUCGCAGUUUUUGAAUGAACUUGUUGGAUGAAACCCUCCAGAUUUAUUCACACUACAACAACACAAGAUCUACAGUACAGCUAGUGUGCACGAGUCCUUCCUUUGUUUCAUUUAAACUUGCUCAUGUUUUCUCAUGUUGAGAUUUAAAUGUUUCGUGCACCUGAUUUCCCCCAAAAAAGAUUUUCAUGCAAUUAAGGCACGUUUCAAGAAAGACAAGCGAGGUUCUGAUUUUUAGAAACUGUGCGACGGCAUCGAGGCUGGACCACUUAUUGGACCCUGAAGUUUACUCUGAUUGUACAGAUGGUUUCCUCCAGUUUCCUCAUGACAUGCAGGUUAAUUGGUGACUCUAAAUCACACCAUAGGUGUGAAUGCGACUGUGAAUGGUUGAAUGGUUGUCAGCCCUGUGAUAGACUGGCAACCUGUCCAGGGUGCACCUCACCUCUCGCCCAGUGUCAGUUGGGAUUGGCUCCAGCCCCCUCACAACCCUUAAAAGAUUACCAGUUUAGAUAAUGGAUGGAUGGAUGGUUGAUUUGCUGCUCCAGGAACUCAGAAAUAACAUCUUGAGAACUCUGUCAAUGCAACUUUUAUGAUUGAUCUACAGAUCUGAACUGUUUUUAUUCCUUCUCCUUUUAGUUCAAACAUGUCUAAAGCAGCUAAAGCAAAAAAAGACAAAAAAAAAAAAAAACAGCUAAAGCAAAAAUAUAAAUCAAGGCAAGGUUUUAUGAGCAAUACUAAGUUCCAAAGUUUCACACUUACCAUAUUACAUCCUUGAUUUAUUCCCAGCUGUAACUACACAAGGUCAUUUGUACUACAAACUGCAGCACUGCGUGGAGAAAAGAAAAUCCCCUCCUUGUGUGAUCCAUCCUUGACUGUCAAGUAAACUUCAGGGGUCUUUAUCCGUCCUCAGCCUCAGCUGUCGUCAGUGUUUUAAUUGCGCUUUGGCACUUAGACAAACAAGAACAAAAAAUGUAGAAAUACCUGUUGUCAGGGGUGAAAGUUUUGAUUGUUUUUUUUGCUUUGUUCUGUUUUCAUAUUCAAAGUCACUUUAAAAGCCUGAAAAGGAGUUUUAAAAGAUUUAGACAAUCAAGACAUGACUUAUGCAAAAGAACUGAAUCACUCUGGUAAGGUUGAUGUUCCCCAAAAAAGUGUUAGGGCUGUAAUGCUGGAUUUAAACAAAUGCAAAUCAACAUGCUGUAGGUACGGACAGGGUCUUCACAAACUGCACUUUCAAAUCAAACUGUCUCUAGAAUGAAAGCAAAUCAAUAGCUGAAGUGUAAUAUUUAGUAAAAAUUAUAAGAAAGGUAGAGAACAUCCCAACCACAAUCCACAAAAAUCCCCUAUUAGACAACUUAGACUCAUGUUUAAGCUGAAAAGUUUCUUUGUCCAUGUAGGACAGUUAAAUUUUUUUAUUACUGGGGAAACCAGGUGCACUUAAAUGUCUUUUUAAGGAGAGUUGAGGCCAGCCCUGCUUCAUAACUGAGGUUCUGCUUCUUCUACUACUGCUACUAUCAAACAACCAGCCCUGGGCACAAAAACAGGCCUGAACACUGUUUCAAAUCUUCCCUCCAGUACUCGAGGCGUAUUUGAUUUUUAACUUUGUAUACCAGCAUUUUUCAAAGUCUAAGUCAGAACCCAAAGUGUGACACAAGAUUGUUUUCGUUUAGUUUUCAACAUGACAAAGGCGCUUUUGUUCAUCCACUUGUGGCCCAGAGUGAGGCUGCGUUUCCUCAGUUUGGACCACACAGUUAAAAGUGUCUUUGGGGAGUUUUUAUGACUUAAAAUGACAAAAAUAGCCAUCGAUUUUUGUUUUUUGUUAUUUGAAAAGUAUUCAAGCUCUGUUUCUGUUGCCCAGGUCAGCAAAACAACCUGUUGAUGUCUGCUGUAUUUCAAUAAAACACAGCCUUUUUCAAAGGGUA